Messenger RNA from Sinocyclocheilus rhinocerous, 2055 nucleotides. Its product is annotated as porphobilinogen deaminase-like. Gene Ontology annotation, biological process: heme biosynthetic process. Lineage: Eukaryota; Metazoa; Chordata; Actinopteri; Cypriniformes; Cyprinidae. The record is from RefSeq and is a predicted model, not a curated record. Gene Ontology annotation, molecular function: hydroxymethylbilane synthase activity. The transcript is spliced from 15 exons. The coding region runs from base 193 to 1257 and encodes 354 amino acids. Gene Ontology annotation, cellular component: cytoplasm.
AACGAAUCAAGCAUCGAUACAAGGCUUGACUGAAAAUCGUUUCGUUUUUGUUGACACACGCCUCGAAGCUUUGGUGUCACGGCUAACAUCACUACAAAUGAGUGAAAAAUCUUGACGAUACAGUUCGGGAAACAGAUCGUGGAGAUGUCUGAGAACGUUAGUGUCUCUCAAAGAAACACGUGAUCUAGAAACAUGUGGAUCCAAAAAGAAGGAAAUGGCAAAGUCAGCCGGGUUAUUCGCAUGGGAACAAGGAAGAGCCAGCUGGCUCGCAUUCAAACAGACAGUGUGGCCGGCAGACUGAAAGAGCUUUAUCCAGACGUUCAUCUAGAGAUAGUUGCCAUGUCGACAAUUGGGGACGAAAUCCUGGACACUGCAUUAUCAAAGAUUGGUGAAAAGAGCCUCUUUACCAAAGAGCUGGAGAAUGCCCUUGAGAGAAAUGAAGUGGACAUUGUGGUGCACUCUCUUAAGGAUUUACCUACCUCAUUGCCCCCUGGAUUCACUAUUGGAGCCAUUCUACAGAGGGAAAAUCCCCAUGAUGCAGUGGUGCUUCAUCCAAAGAAUGCUGGACUUAUCCUCGACAGCUUGCCAGAGAAGAGUGUGAUUGGCACAAGUUCACUUCGCAGAGCAGCUCAGCUAAAGAAACGAUUCCCUCAACUGGAGUUUGAAAAUAUUAGAGGGAACCUAAACACCCGUCUGAAGAAGCUGGAUGAAAAGGACGACUAUGCUGCCAUUAUUCUGGCCGCAGCAGGCCUCAAACGUAUGGGCUGGGAAAGCCGAAUCAGUCAGAUUCUGGACCCUGAAGAUUGCAUGUAUGCAGUUGGCCAGGGAGCACUGGCAGUGGAAGUCAGAGCACAAGAUAAAGACAUUCUGGAAAUGGUGUCUGUCCUGCACCAUCCAGACACAGUGCUGCGGUGCAUCUCAGAAAGAGCUUUUCUCAAAGAGCUGGAAGGAGGCUGCAGCGUGCCUGUUGCCGUUCAUACAGAAGUGAAAGGGUCCAUGCUGUAUUUCACUGGAGCAGUUUAUAGUUUGGAUGGAGCUGAUUGCUUGAAGGACACUAUGCAGACGGUUGUGGAAAUAGACAACAAAGUGAAUGAGAGUGCACAGGAGUGUGUACAUGUUGGAGUCACUGCCAACAAUGUAUCAUCAUCAGCCCUCGAAGCUGCUGAGAAACUGGGGAUGGAUCUGGCAAAUGCUCUCCUUAAUAAGGGGGCCAAAGACAUUCUCACAACAGCCAGGCAACUAAAUGAUGCUCAAUAGUGGAUUUUUUUACAUUUUGUGCAUUGGAAUAUUAGGCUAGAACUUUUGACAUGCUUGUUAACUUGGAUGAACCGUACACUCAACCAUAUGCUCUAUAGCCGAAUCUCCAGAGCUUAAAUACAAGCUUUAUUGGCUGUAUAUAUCAGUGUAUUUAAAAACAACCAACAGGUUACUUAAGAUACUAUACCUCAGUGCCUCAGUUUAACAAUGUGAUGGCACCAAUUUUUCUCUUGGCUUCUGGUUCGUACACAAGACACUGACAUUUGUACUGUUUUGACUGCCAUCGAGAUGAUGGAGAGUCUCGAUGGCAGUCGAGGAGUGCCAUCGAGACAACUAGGAGACCUCUCAGGCACAGGAUUCUGGAAGAGAAUUCAUGCUGAUAGUCUUCCACUUCAAAUGAUGUCAGACUACCUUCUUUAUCUAUGAACCACUUGAAAAUGAGGUGACCAAAAUGGCAACCUUUUACAUCUGGCCAUGAUUUUAAUCAUGAAUUGAGUAUAUUUUAUCUUUAUGUACCUCUCACAAAAUGGCUUUUUUACAAUUUUUAUUUAACCGCAUAUCCUCAGUCUUAAAAAUAUGAUGCCUUUUUAUCAAUGCAGAAUAUUAAUUAACCAGAAUGAGUUACUGACAAAAUGGAUAAUCUAAAAAAAUGUAGGUUAUAAAAUUUUAUAUUUAGAAUAUACACUAUAUAGUUUUAAUACCACAAUGUGCCUUUGAAAUGCGAUUAAAUUACCCAAAUUAUUUGACCUGCAAUGUUCGUUUCUACAAUUAUAUCAAUAAAAGUAUUAAAACCCACCG